UCCCCUGAUUGUCCCCUCCCUGUGUCCCCAGAACAUGCUGAAGCUGCUGGUGUGCGGCUCGGGCGCGUCUCGCACGGGGGUGCUGAUCCCGAUCCCGCAGUACCCGCUGUACUCGGCGGCGCUGUCCCCUCGCUGUCCCCUCACUGUCCUCUCACUGUCCCCCAUCCCACCCCCUCGCUGUCCCCUGAUUGUCCCCUCCCUGUGUCCCCAGAACAUGCUGAAGCUGCUGGUGUGCGGCUCGGGCGCGUCUCGCACGGGGGUGCUGAUCCCGAUCCCGCAGUACCCGCUGUACUCGGCGGCGCUGGCCGAGCUGGACGCGGCGCAGGUGAAUUAUUACCUGGCCGAGGAGCGCUGCUGGGCGCUGGACGUGGCCGAGCUGCGGCGGGCGCUGGCCGAGGGCCGCCGGCGCUGCAACCCCCGCGCGCUCUGCAUCAUCAACCCCGGCAACCCCACCGGCCAGGUGCAGAGCCGGGAGUGCAUCGAGCAGGUCAUCAGGUUCGCCUACGAGGAGAAGCUCUUCCUCCUGGCUGACGAGGUGUACCAGGACAACAUCUACGCCGAGGGCUCGUCCUUCCACUCCUUCAAGAAGGUCCUGGUGGAGCUGGGGCCGCCCUACUCGGACUCGGUGGAGCUGGCCUCCUUCCACUCCGUCUCCAAGGGCUUCAUGGGAGAGUGCGGGCUGCGGGGCGGCUACAUGGAGGUGGUGAACCUGCACCCCGAGGUGAAGGCGCAGCUCUCGAAGCUGGUGUCCGUCCGUCUGUGCCCGCCCGUGCCCGGACAGAUGGUCCUGGACACCAUCAUGGACCCGCCCAAGCCCGGAGAGCCGUCCUACGAGCGCUUCCAGGCGGAGAAGGAGGCGGUGCUGAGCGCGCUGGCGGAGAAGGCGCGGCUGACGGAGGAGAUCUUCAACCGCACGCCCGGCAUCCACUGCAACCCCGUGCAGGGCGCCAUGUACUCCUUCCCCCGCAUCGACCUGCCCGCCCGCGCCGUGGCCGCCGCCAAGGUCCGGGAACGCCGCCGGGAUGGGCAGCUGGGACCCCAGCUGGGAGAUGAGAAGAACCAGAGCCCGGACAUGUUCUUCUGCAUGAGGCUCCUGGAGGAAACCGGGAUCUGCGUCGUCCCCGGGAGCGGCUUCGGACAGAAGGAAGGCACCUACCACUUCCG
Messenger RNA from Serinus canaria (Common canary), 1164 nucleotides. Its product is annotated as alanine aminotransferase 2. Gene Ontology annotation, biological process: biosynthetic process. The transcript has 6 exons. The annotation marks the transcript as partial. Gene Ontology annotation, molecular function: L-alanine:2-oxoglutarate transaminase activity; pyridoxal phosphate binding. The record is from RefSeq and is a predicted model, not a curated record. Lineage: Eukaryota; Metazoa; Chordata; Aves; Passeriformes; Fringillidae.